CUGUGAAGGCUAUGUACAUGUGUUGUGUUCCAUGCUUCUUCUUGCUCCUUCUUGGUAUCUAUUAAACAAAGCGUGGCGUGGUAAAUAUUAAUUUGGGAAUUUAAGCGACUAUAUAGUAUGCAUACGCAUAACAACUUCAAGACGCCCUCAGAUGCUGAUGAGCUUGAUGAUUUAGAUGACGAUAUGGUGAUUGGUGUCAUAGAGGAGAUCGAACAGGAGGCACUGAACGAGUCAGAUAGCGACAUCGAUGACGACGAUCUGGGGGAUAUGGGGCCAGGACCAGGACACGAGGCAGAUGAAAACGAGAGCAUUAGCAGCGAUAGCAGCUUUGAUCCCAAUGCGGAAGACUCCGACUCGGAUGACUCCAUGCUAGAGGAAGACGAGGCGGAAGGAGCCAGUAGCGGUGGCGCCACAAGCGCCAAGCGGCGCAAGGAUGACGAUGGCCCAUGCGGAAGCGCAGGCGAAUCGGCCACUUUUGAUCUGGAUGCUGAUGAUGAGACAGACGAAACAGUGCGUGCCAUCAUAGCUGCCAUAAAGAAGCCUCGGAGUGCCCCACCAGAAAUUAAGCUCGAGGACUUCAUCACGGAUGUUUGCUUUCACCCCGGCCGAGACAUCAUUGCGCUGGCUACCAUAAUAGGCGAUGUUCACUUGUACGAGUACGGCAACGAAGGCAACAAGCUGCUGCGCACUAUUGAGGUUCAUUCCAAGGCCUGUCGGGAUGUAGAGUUCACUGAAGAUGGCCGCUACUUGCUGACUGCCUCUAAGGAUAAGAGUGUGAUGGUCACAGACGUGGAGACGGAGAAGCUUAAAAAGCUGUAUGAGACGGCCCACGACGAUGCCAUAAACAAGCUGCAUGUCUUGGACGAGAACCUCUUCGCCUCUGGCGAUGAUGCAGGAACAGUGAAGCUCUGGGAUCUGCGCACAAAGAACCCGAUAUUUGAGCUCAAGGAACUAGAGGAUCAAAUUACGCAAAUGAUAACCAACGAACAGAAGAAACUGUUGCUGGCAACCAGCGCCGACGGCUAUCUAACCACAUUUAACAUUGCUGCCAGAAAGCUGUAUGUGCAGUCAGAGCCGUACGAGGAGGAGCUCAACUGCAUGGGCAUCUAUCGGGCAAACUCUAAGCUUGUGGUGGGCACCUCCAAGGGCAAACUAUAUACAUACAAUUGGGGUUCCUUCGGCUACCAUUGCGACAUGUACCCUGGCAUCAAGAGUCCCAUAAGCCUCAUGAUACCCAUAACCGAUCGCAUCGCUUGUGUGGCCGGAGAGGAUGGCAAUAUAAGAGCUUGCCAUAUCACACCCUACCGAAACCUCGGAGUUGUCGGUCAGCACAAUAUGCCAAUUGAGUCAUUGGACAUCAACACCAAUGGGGAGCUGCUGGCCUCCUCUUCGCACAACAACGACGUACGCUUUUGGAACGUCAAAUACUUUGAGGACUUUGGCGACAUCAAGUAUAAUGAUAAGCACAAUGCCUAUAAAGAGAAGCGUCACAAUUUACCCUCUUCCAAGUGCACCAAUGCGUCGGACUUUUUCUCCGACCUAACCAAAGAAGAUGAGGACAAUGAAGACAAUAACGACGCAUCCGCUGGACCCAGUAAUUCGGCCUAACGGAGCCUUUUUACUAGGCACUAUCUCCCCGUAUUUAUAAGGUUUUAAAAAGUUACCUUUAGCUGUAGGUUUUUAAAAUUUUGCACGAAAUCAUUCAAACAAUAUAAACAAUGUUGAGAUAUUUCAAUUUUGCAAUGAACUGUUACCCAUUAUAAUUAAAUUCACGCAAUAGAAUCCGAA
Molecule: messenger RNA, 1788 nt
Organism: Drosophila subobscura
Lineage: Eukaryota; Metazoa; Arthropoda; Insecta; Diptera; Drosophilidae
Product: WD repeat-containing protein 55 homolog
Molecular function (GO): protein binding
Source: RefSeq, a predicted model, not a curated record